CUGUGGUGUCCACACGCGGGUUUUUGGUUUUUAUUCGGGAGACACGCGAUCUACUCUUUAGACAGGGAUAGUGACGUACAUCGUACAGCCCCCUCCUCUGUCGCUGGUCUGUGAUCACCAAAUACACAGUUUCAGGACCGCGCCAUUAUGCGAGCACUCGGUGUGACCGUACUGGUGUUGGCUGUGGCCUGCCUCUGGUCCCCCCGGACCGAUGCUCGGAGCUAUUCCUCCUACUGGAAAUCCCCCCGCCGAACGGACUAUGUUCUGGACCAUAAAUUUUACAAUUAUCUGGAGCGGGUAACUAGAGCCCCUUUCACAGAGUUAAGGAAAGCUCAACUAAUCCUGACAAGCUAUCGAGAAGCCAACAAAUACAGCGCCAACGGUGAUGCAAAUGACGCCGCCAGAAUCUUUUUCAGUUUGAAGCCUCGUAGCAUCACAUUUAGUACAGUCGGAUAUGGAAGAUGUGGAUUCGGGGGCUGCCGGACUAGACGCUACAGACGAAGGAACCGUUACAGAACUUCCAGGUCAUACUAUCGAACGAAUGGUUACAAGAGACGUUACAGGAGAAGCCGCGGAAAAUUUACGUAUAGAGCAAAAAAGUAUGGUAAAAAAAUAGUCAGAAAACUUCUUAGAGGGUCCGCAAAACGAAAAUCGAAGGGGAAAUCCAGCGUAAAGGAAAGUAAAUCCAAAAGACCAUCCUAUAGAAAGUCGGCGAAAGGUAAGAAAUGGAGGGGAUCCGGAAAAGGAAAGAGUCAGAGAGGUUCCAAAAGAAUGAGGGGACGGAAGGGAUCGAAAGGGAAAUUGUGGAGAUCAAACGGUUACAAAAGAUUAUGGGGACGUUGGGGGAGCAGGAGAGGGUCGCGGAGGGGAAGUUACGUCAGAAGGUACCGACCGAGGCGACGGGGAUCCCUCACGGCCCGCGGACGUGUGGGGAUAUAUGACGUAGUACUGAUGACGAGCCCCAGUAAGGCCCAGAUUGUAUUCAUACCCCGACGCUCUGUUUACUCUUACAACAGGGAACUGAGGAUCAAACGCACCUUCACCUUCAAAACAAACACUUUCUGGCAACGGAUAUUGUAUAGGUUUUGAAACAAGUAAACUUUGAUUGAAAACGAUGAACGUGUAAUUAAACAUGCAAUAAAAACCAGAUAACAACGACAAAAGAGUU
Magallana angulata is the source of this 1168-nucleotide messenger RNA. RefSeq lists its product as uncharacterized. NCBI's taxonomy places the organism in Eukaryota, Metazoa, Mollusca, Bivalvia, Ostreida, Ostreidae. The record is from RefSeq and is a predicted model, not a curated record. The transcript has 4 exons. The coding region runs from base 148 to 1089 and encodes 313 amino acids.